Meloidogyne enterolobii is the source of this 192-nucleotide messenger RNA. Lineage: Eukaryota; Metazoa; Nematoda; Chromadorea; Rhabditida; Meloidogynidae. The record is from the annotation of a GenBank genome assembly.
AUGCUAGUGACUAAUUCUUUUGCAUUGAAGCCUGGCGAAGAUUUGGACGUUGAGUUGAAAAAGGCCAAAUUGGAAUAUUUUCGAAUUCAGGGGAAAUUGUUGGCAAUGGAAUAUGAGGAAAAAAUGGAAAAGAAAAGGGAGGAGGAAAGGAAGAAAGAGGAGGAAAGGAUGAAGCCAAGAGUUUAUUUUUAA